Molecule: messenger RNA, 5390 nt
Organism: Brassica napus (rape)
Lineage: Eukaryota; Viridiplantae; Streptophyta; Magnoliopsida; Brassicales; Brassicaceae
Product: sulfate transporter 1.2-like
Exons: 13
Coding region: 397-2355 (652 amino acids)
Biological process (GO): transmembrane transport
Cellular component (GO): membrane
Molecular function (GO): secondary active sulfate transmembrane transporter activity
Source: RefSeq, a predicted model, not a curated record
ACAAAAAUUCAGUCAAUUUUUAUGUUUCUCUUCAUUUAAAUACGUUUCUCUUCUACUGCUAAUUCUUUGUGUUUUUCCAAGGAAUUGAAUUUUCCACCGUUUCAAAUAAUAUAUAUAUUUUCUUGGAAAAAAUCACCUAUUUCAUGUAUCUUUUAGGUUUCUUAUUGAUAUUUUAAGAGAAAUUCAGCGAACCUGGACAAGAUUCGGGUUUGCUGAUCUACAAAGGGGAGGUUGUAUCUGUCUCUCUCGUGAACUUUCUUCUAAUUCUUUUUCAUUCUUUUUCGGCUUGAAAAUUUUGGCAUAAAGAAAUUAAUAUAAACAUGUGAAAGAUCUUUGGAGGAAGAGGCUGAAAAACGAGUUCGAAAUUUUUCUUCUUUUCCAGAUACGUACUUAGCUAUGUCUGGGAGAGCUCAUCCUGAUGUGAAUCCUGUGACGGAUGGUGGAGAUCUUCCGAUCAAAUCGUCGCCUCACCGGCAUAAAGUUGGUGUCCCACCGAAGCAAAACAUGUUCCAUGAUUUCAUGUACACGUUCAAAGAAACCUUCUUCCAUGAUGAUCCUCUCAGACACUUUAAGGAUCAGCCUAAGUCUAAGAAGUUCAUGCUCGGUCUCCAAUCUGUGUUCCCGGUUUUCGAUUGGGGACGUAACUAUAAUCUCAAGAAGUUCCGUGGUGAUCUCAUUGCCGGUUUAACUAUUGCUAGUCUUUGUAUCCCUCAGGAUAUUGGAUAUGCUAAGCUUGCGAACCUGGAUCCUAAAUACGGUUUAUAUUCGAGUUUUGUUCCACCGUUGGUGUAUGCUUGUAUGGGGAGUUCUAGGGAUAUAGCAAUUGGACCUGUUGCUGUGGUAUCUCUUCUGCUAGGUACUCUCCUUCGAGCUGAGGUUGAUCCAAACACAAAUCCUGAUGAGUAUCUCCGACUUGCCUUCACGGCUACGUUUUUUGCCGGUGUCACUGAAGCAGCCCUUGGCUUCUUCAGAUUAGGGUUCUUGAUUGAUUUCCUUUCCCAUGCGGCGGUGGUUGGAUUCAUGGGUGGUGCAGCCAUCACAAUCGCUCUUCAGCAGCUCAAAGGUUUCUUAGGGAUCAAGAAAUUCACCAAGAAAACUGAUAUCAUCGCUGUUUUAGAUUCAGUCUUUAGCGCAGCUCAUCAUGGUUGGAAUUGGCAGACUAUACUCAUUGGUGCAUCCUUCUUGACAUUCCUUCUCACAUCUAAGUUCAUUGGCAAAAAGAGCAAGAAACUGUUCUGGAUUCCAGCGGUUGCGCCAUUGAUAUCAGUUAUCAUCUCCACCUUCUUUGUCUACAUAACCAGAGCUGACAAACAAGGAGUCCAAAUCGUGAAACACCUUGACAAAGGCAUCAAUCCUUCAUCGUUCCAUCAAAUCUACUUCUCCGGACAUUACCUUGCUAAGGGCAUUCGUAUCGGUGUAGUCGCUGGAAUGGUCGCCUUAACGGAAGCUGUGGCCAUUGGAAGAACGUUUGCUGCAAUGAAAGACUAUCAAAUCGAUGGUAACAAAGAGAUGGUAGCACUAGGUGUUAUGAACGUUGUUGGUUCCAUGUCUUCUUGCUACGUAGCGACUGGAUCAUUCUCAAGAUCAGCUGUAAACUUCAUGGCUGGAUGUCAAACUGCGGUUUCAAACAUCAUAAUGUCAAUCGUUGUUCUCUUGACAUUGCUCUUCCUCACUCCGUUGUUUAAGUACACACCAAACGCCAUCCUCGCAGCUAUUAUCAUCAAUGCUGUGAUUCCUUUGAUUGAUAUCCAAGCUGCGAUAUUGAUCUUCAAGGUCGAUAAGCUUGACUUCGUUGCUUGUAUGGGAGCUUUCUUUGGCGUCAUCUUUGCUUCCGUUGAGAUAGGGCUUCUCAUUGCCGUCUCUAUAUCAUUUGCUAAGAUUCUCUUGCAAGUAACAAGACCUAGAACGGCGGUUCUUGGAAACAUUCCGAGAACUUCAGUUUACAGAAACAUCCAACAGUAUCCUGAAGCCACUAUGGUUCCAGGGGUUCUCACGAUUCGUGUUGACUCAGCCAUUUACUUCUCCAACUCAAAUUACGUCAGAGAAAGGAUCCAAAGAUGGUUACUAGAGGAAGAAGAGAAGGUGAAAGCAGCAAGCUUACCUAGGAUCCAGUUUCUAAUCAUCGAGAUGUCACCCGUGACGGAUAUCGAUACAAGUGGUAUCCACGCCCUAGAAGACUUAUACAAAUCUCUCCAGAAGAGAGAUAUUCAGCUGAUUCUUGCAAAUCCUGGACCAUUGGUGAUAGGCAAAUUACACUUGUCUCACUUUGCUGACAUGUUGGGAUAUGACCAUAUCUUUCUGACGGUGGCUGACGCCGUCGAAGCUUGUGGUCCAAAACUCUCCGACGAGGUCUGAAAUUGAUGAUGAUAAUGACGAAGAACAUGAUUUCUAAGUGGUGUACAGUGGAGUUAAGAAAGUGAGUUUUGCUUUCAAAUUGUUGUGACUUGUGUCUUUGGUCUCCUUUUUUUUGUUACAAGAGAGUGUAAAGUGUGACCUCUACAUCCCACCUUAGCGUCUUUUUGUUCACUUUAUGAUGCACGAGUGUGUAAAGUUGGCCAUUUCAAAUCAAAAUUCGUAGAUUAAUAUGUUAAUCCAAAAAAUGAAAAGCCUUAAAUGUAAUAACAACAAUGAUCAAAAGGAAACUAUGACAAACUUCUCUAUAUUAUAUUACUAUAAUAUCUCCUGUAUGUUAAUUGAAAAUCAUUCAAAAAAUUGUAAUUUUAAGUUUGUAUUAAUUAAAAAGAAAUUCUCUUUAGGUUUCACUUAAUUAUGAUGACAAUUUAGUUUACCUGGCAGCUUAAGAAUCAAUUAAAAUAAAUGUUGAUCCAAAAUCCAAUUACUAGGAAACAUUAUAUUAAUCCAAAAUAUAAAAAGUGUAUAUUAUUUUCUUAAAUAAAAGCUACAAAAUUACAUAAUAUGAUUAAUAUAUAUGGCAAUUAAUGACUAUGAAUAAUAAAUUUUUGAUAACAAUAUUUGCAUCAUUCCUCAUUUUUGUUUAAUUUUAUAUUAUUAAAAGAAAUUAAAUAAUCAGAUUAACCAUAUACUAAAAAUUAGACUUUUUCUUAUAUGUUAUAUUUUGAAGUUUUUAAAAUGAAUUUAAAUUACAAAAAUGAGGAAACCUUAUAUGUUAUAUUUUGAUUUUUUUUAAACGACUUUAAAUUACAAAAAUGAGGAAACAUUAUAUGUUAUAUUUUUCUUAUAUGUUAGAUUUUUUUUCUUAUAUAUUAUCUUUUAAAUUUUUUAAAACGACUUUAAAUUACAAAAUGUAAGUUUUCCUUAAGCAUACGACUAAAAACAUUAAAAUAACAUGUAUAAAUUCAAUGGUUAAUUUGAAACUUUUCAAAACCAUAUGGAAAAUAAAUGUCAAAAUAAUUUAACUGAAAAAACAAUAUUGUUCACUUUUUUCAAGAAUGUGUUCGGUGAAAAAAAUAAAGUUUGUGUCAUAAUUUGUUUAAUAUCCAAUCCGAUCAGCCCAUGAUAUAUUAAUUCUAGUUUAGGACCAUAACUUUUAAUAGAAAAUUGAUCCGGUCCAUCGGACAGAAAUUAUAUAAUAACAACAAAAAAAAUUGUAAAAUGAUCAAGUAUAUAAAUAAAAUUGUCGAUAAUAUAUACAAAUAAAUUCACCAUGCGCAAGGCACAUGUCUUAUCCUAGUUGAAUAUUAUAGUGCACUCUCUUGUAAUAUUAAAACACGUUGAAUAUUAGUACUAUAGUAUAGAACAUUAGAGCACUUACAACAAUAAGAAUUCCAAAGAGUUUCUAAAACAAAAAAAAAAAAUUAAUAUUUUAGUAAGUUAUAAUUAGACAAUUAAAAGUUAAUUGUAAAAUAAAAAUCCAACCAAUGUAUAGGUUACAAAUGUUAUGUGGAGAUGUAAUGAAAUUCUAAGAAAUCUUGACAUAAUGUUUAGAACCCCUCCUAAAACCAUGGUUGGAAGUGCUCUUAGUGUGUUAGAUACAGCAAACUAUAACAAGCUUCUUCAAAGCGGGUUGCAGGUUCAUUAUAAAAAUAUAUGCUUCUUGUUGUUCAUGCUUGAAGCUUUUUCAUUAAUGUUUCUUACUUGCAUAUAUCUAAGGUCUAACUAGUGACCAAGGAAUGAAAAUGAAUAAUGUGUUCCUUAUUAUUCCUUUUUUAUUUUUUCAUUUAUAAGUAAUAGUUUUUCUUUUUCAUUUUUUCUCAUUCCUUUUAUUCUUGAGGAAUAUAGAACAAAUUUGUUCCUCUCCAAGAUUGAUAAGGAAUAAUUUUCCUUUUCAUUCCUAUAACUUUAUUCUUCUGUAUUUUUUUCUCUACUCGUUCCUAAUGUUUUUCUAAUGGUCACCACUUAGACCCCUAUUCUCGCGAGUCCAAAUGUCUGAAAAUCAAGCCUUUUAAAUGCAUGGAUCAAAGUAUGGAACAUAACACAGAUGUCUAUGAAGAGGUUAUCCUCCACUUUUGCAAAGUUUUGUAUUGGUAAAUAAAUCAUUGCUACUUAAACUUAUGUUGCUCAGUGUCUACAGUUUACAUCAUUGAUAGAGAACCAAAUAAACGUUAACUAGAUAAUAACAUGCGCCUUGCGUGCAGAAUGUGACUAUUACUUUUGUUAUGUUUUAAUAAGCAGACAUUAAAUCUAUUUAAUUUGGAUAUCGGUUUUAGAUUGUUUUUCUUGUUUUUAAUCUCCUAAAAUUUAGCUAAAAUUCUAAAUCAAUAUUUAUUUUGGUUUGUUCGGUUCAAAUUGUUGAUGUUUUCUUUAUUUUUCCGGUGAUAACCAAUAAUUAUUACUUUUUGUUUGCUUUCAGGUUAUAUGAAUUUUAAAUAAUCAUGAUAUCGAACCAAUGGUUUCAUAUUAUAGUUUCUAAAUAUAUAAUAGUUAAAGAAAAAAAGUUAUUAAGACAAAUCAUUUCACUACAAUUUGAUCGAUAGUGAAAGAAGUAUUAAAAAUAAUAUUUCAACUUUCAAGAGAAUUAGAUACUUCAGUUGUGGUGAAUAUUUAGUUAUAUAAGUGAUCACGUCAAUGUCCAUAUGUAUAUGUAUGUAAAAUAUAUAAAAGUAGUUGGUAAAUAUAUAAAGAUAUUGUUAAUCAAUAUUGAAUGACAUUUUUAUUCAAAAUAACACAUGAAAAGUAAAAAAAUUAAAAUAAAAUUAAUUAAAAAUAAAAUUAAUUAAAAAUAAAAUAAGCCUAGCAUUAGUGAAUUUUCUUUCGUAUAAAAAAAAUCAAAUUGUAUCCGUAAAUAGGAGUGUGCACGGAUCGAAUAUCCAACUAUUUGGAGGCACUAGUGUCGAUUCAGUCUGUAGCCACCCAAAUAUUCAUUGUCUCGGAUAUCCAGAAAAAUUUAGAAUUUUCACGGAUAUCCGAUUUGAUCCGUAAAUAAAAGAAAAAUUUAAAAAUAAACGAAAAAAUCUAAAAAUAAUAUAAAA